Cuscuta epithymum is the source of this 8034-nucleotide messenger RNA. The record is from the annotation of a GenBank genome assembly. NCBI's taxonomy places the organism in Eukaryota, Viridiplantae, Streptophyta, Magnoliopsida, Solanales, Convolvulaceae.
AUUUAAUUGGCAUCAAACAAGUGUGGACCUCACUCCCACACUUAUUUGCUAAGUAAGACAAGGAGGAAGGUCUCCUCACUCCCACCCCUAUCACUCAGCUCGACCCAGCCCCCAAAGAGAGAGAGGAAGAGCUCUGAAAAUCCUCCAUCUCCAUAGCCAAGAAAGCUCAAACAAGCAAGGAGCUCAAGGGAGAAGAUUAUAGGAGGAGAGAGCUAGGAAGAAGUGUGAAAAUUAAGGUAAUAACCUUAUCAUAACUUUUCCUUUAUUUUUCUUCUACCAUAUGAGUUAUAUAUCAUAUGAAUAACCCCUAGGAUGGUUCUACAUGCCCAAAGUGUAGAACAAUGGGUUGAAAGAUGGUUAUAAGUCCAAGAACGGACUUAGAAGCCAAAGAGACCGGCUCACCGGAAAAUAACCUUUUAGAGGUUAUUUGUAUUGAUUUGGGUUUUGUGAUGAUAAAACCUUGUUAGGCACUUGUAAAGGGUGAUUUAAGAACUUUCACGAAGUUGAAAGAGUCGCCGGAGUUGUCACCGGAGUUCAUCAAAGUUCGCCGGAGUUCCAUCGGAGUUCAACCGGGAAGGGUAGAACUUCACAACGCUCAUUCGAGGUUGAAGCUAAGGCUAGCUAUCCAUACUUUGCUUGGUGAAGUAUUCCAAAGGAAGACGUGAAAUGGAGGGUAGACGCAUGCAGACCAGAAACAAUCCGGGAGGGCAAGCACCGAUAGCUUCUAUUGAAGCUAGCCGGGCUGCAUCUCGAAGCUCCAGAGGUGGAAGAGGAGGCCGUCGAGGCCGUGGAGGUCGUGGGGGCCAUCGAGCCCAAACAGUGAGUGACGGCCAUGUGAGUUCGGUGUACGAGACUAACACCGAGGACUACGACUCUACUUAUGUUCCCGAAACGGAGCAUGAGGAGACCCCAUAUGAUGGGGGCGAUUUCCACACCGAUGAUGAAAAUGAUGAUGAGAGUGAUGCCCGGUUUGCCCAAAUGGGGGAACUUCUAGCGUGGUAUCAAAAGGAGAAACAGAGGAGAGACAUGAGACGCCAAGCGAGGUAUGCUUCUCAAGGUGUUUCGGCCCAAGGAAGCCGGGGAUCUUCAAGGGCCACACCGGUGGUGCCACAAGGUGGGCAUGAAGGAGGUUUUGUGGUGAGAAUCUCCAAAUACCUCAAGGAGGCUAGGGCCUUGGGGUGUAGGUCCUUUGACGGCACCGGCGACAUUACCGUUGCCACCGAUUGGAUCAAGAAGGUGAAGGAUGCAUCGAGAGACAUGCAAAUUUCACCGGACGUGAAGCUAACCGUCGCUUCACGGUUGCUUGAAGGGAUGGCUUCUACAUGGUGGGAAGGUGUGGAAGGGAAAUACCGCGGGGACAUCUCAUGGGAGAAUUUUGAGCGGGAAUUUUAUGCCCAAUACUACUCCGAUUUCGAGGUUAAUGUGAAAAGGAGGGAGUAUACCAACCUCAAGCAGAAGGAGGGUUGCACCGUUAAACAACUAGAGCAAGAGUUUAGAACCUUGGCUAGGUUCUUACCGGAGUAUGCGAUUGAUGAGGACCGCAUGACUGAGCACUUCUGGGAUGCUUUACUCUUAGACAUCCGAGAUCGUGCUACGUACUCACGCCUCAUGACUUUUAGUGAGGUGGUAGAACAAGGCAUGCUGGGGGAGGCCCAGUGGAAUGAAAGGAAAGCAAGAGAUGCCGAAGAGGCAAAGAAGAGGAAGUGGAAUAGUUCGGGGCCGCCCGAUCAUUCCCGAAGGAACAACCACGGUGGUGGUGGUGGUGGCUCAUUCAAGGCACCGGCUCCACCGGCAAAGAAGAAUAGGGACGCGAGGUGGCACGUAGGGCUGAGCAAAACCCGAUCCGACCCAAAAACCCGAUAUUUUUUUCGGAUAUUAUCCGAACCGAAGUGGAUAUCCGACCCGAAAAACCCGAAACCGAAAAUCCGAUUAGUAUUGGGCCUAGACCGGGUGGCGGGUAGGGUUUGUGAAAUCCCAACCCGACCCGCCCGAAUAUCCGAAAUAUAUGUUAGUGUGUACUUUGAAUAUUUAAAUUAAUACUUGUGUUCAAUUAUUUGUGUUAUUAUUUGUGCAAUUUGUAUUAAAUUAUUUGUGUAAAUUGAAUGUGUAGUGAACUAGUGUGUACAAUUUUUGUUAAAGUGGCAUUCCAACACUUUAACUAUCCAAUUAUAAUGUGUUUUGAUAUAACCAAAAUAUCCGAAAUAUAUUAAAUUAUGUAGUGUGUACUUUGAAUAUGUUAAAUUAAUACUUGUGUUCAAUUAUUUGUGUAAUUAUUUGUGCAAUUUGUGUUAAAUUAUUUGUGUAAUUUGGAAGUUUAGUGCACUAGUGUGUACAAUUUUUUUCAAAGUGGCAUUUAAACACUUUAAUUAUCCAAUUAUAAUUUUUUAAUAUAACCGAAAUAUCCGAAACCCGACCCGAUAUCCGAAAAUAUCCGACUUAAAAAAUAUCCGAAAUACCCGAUUUGAAAUAUCAAAGGGUCGGGCCUAGUAUUUAAAUUAAAAAACCCGAACGGGUUUAGGGUUCGCAAACCCGACCCGCCCGAACCCGACCCGUGCACACCCCUAGUGGCACGGACCUAGGCCACAAAACCCGGGGGCACCUAGAUGUCCCAAUUGCUCAAAACAGCACUUUGGGAAGUGCAAUGAACCACCGAGAUGUUUUAAAUGCGGGAAUGCGGGCCAUAUGAAGGCCAAUUGCCCUCAAUUGAUGCAAGAGAGCGCAUCGGGAGCCGGGGGAGGGGCCAUGACGGGAAGGAACCGUGCGGGACCGUCGCACGGUGGCACGGGAAGAGGCGGCGCGUCAACAAGCAAUGCCGCGUCCGUUAACCAAGGCGGGGCCCAAGCGAGGGUCUACGCGAUGACCGAGGCCGAUGCCUGGGCUAACCCCGACUCUGUUGCAGGUAAUUCCUUGUUCAUACUUGUAAUGUUCAUAUACAUGUGUGUUUUAAGCUUUAGGGAGCAAUUACGAGUUAACCGACGGCAUUUCCGGCUCGUUUUCGGGCGAAAAACGAAGUUGGACUGCCCAGGGAUGAACCGGCGCCGGUCUGGGCUUGACCCGGCGCCGGUCUGGUGUAAAAUGAUGAACCGCGGGCUGACAGUAGCUUACCCGGCGCCGGCCAGGGGGGCAACCCGGCGCCGGUCCGGAAAAAUUUCCCGGAGGGUGCUAUCCAGUAGCUUACCCGGCGCCGGCCAGGGGGGCAACCCGGCGCCGGUCCGGGGAAAAUUUUCUGAUAUUUCGCUCCAGGGGUGAACCGGCGCCGGUCUGGGCCAUACCCGGCGCCGGCCCAGUUCACUUUUGCCACUUUUCGAUUCCAGUACCUUACCCGGCGCCGGCCAGGCCUAUACCCGGCGCCGGUCCAGUGUAUUGUCGUCCAAAAAAUUUUCGUUUAGCCCUAUUUUCGACCCGGUACGUGUGUAGUGUGUCUUACAUGACUUAUAUAUGUAGGAACCUUAAAGAUCAAUGGUAGAAACGCAAGAAUUCUCAUUGAUACCGGGGCACAACGUUCAUUCGUGAGUGAAACGUUUGCCGAAAGUUUAGGCGUACCGUUGAUAGCAAUGACCCAACCCUUGUUGGUCUCUACACCGUUGGGAGACGAUGUGGAGAGGAAACACUAUUAUCCAUCGUGUGAGGUAGAAGUAACGGGUCAACCCUUGACUUGUGACUUUGUACCUCUAAGUAUGUUGGAAUUCGAUGCAAUCCUGGGGAUGGAUUGGCUCGAGAAGUAUCAUGCUCGGGUAGAUUGCUACGCCAAGGUGUUAGAGCUCGAAGACGCUGAUGGAAACGCUCUACGUUUCGAGGGAGAUCGGGGAGGAUCUCAUAGCUGUAUCAUAUCCGUGAUGAGGGCACGAAAGAUGAUGAAGAAGGGAUGCCACGCAUACCUUGCUUACGUGGUUGACGAAACAAAGAAGGAGGCUGACAUCAACGAUGUACGCGUCGUGUGCAAGUAUCCGGACAUCUUUCCCAAAGACUUACCGGGACUUCCACCCGAUAGAGAGAUCGAGUUUGUGAUCGAAGUAGAGCCGGGAACAAAACCCAUUUCGAUUCCUCCUUAUCGAAUGGCACCGGCAGAGCUUCAAGAAUUGAAGGUCCAAUUGCAAGAGCUAUUGGACAACGGCUUCAUUAGACCUAGUCAUUCACCGUGGGGAGCACCGGUACUCUUCGUGAAGAAGAAGGAUGGUACAUUGAGAAUGUGCAUAGACUACCGACAGUUGAACAAGGUCACAAUCAAGAAUAGGUAUCCUUUACCGAGGAUUGAUGACUUGUUCGAUCAACUUCGGGGGGCUAUGGUGUUCUCAAAGAUUGAUUUGAGGUCGGGUUAUCACCAGUUGAAGAUCAAGGAGAGUGACAUACCCAAGAGUGCAUUCCGCACUAGAUAUGGUCACUAUGAGUUUCUUGUGAUGUCAUUUGGGUUAACCAAUGCACCGGCAGCAUUCAUGGACUUGAUGAACCGAGUGUUUAGUGAAUACUUAGAUCAAUUUGUGAUAGUAUUCAUUGAUGACAUCUUGAUAUACUCCCAGAACGAGGAGGAGCAUGAAUACCACUUGAGACUUGUACUUGAACGACUUAGAGAAAAACAACUCUUUGCCAAGUUCUCCAAAUGUGAAUUUUGGCUUAAAGAGAUUGGCUUUCUCGGGCAUGUCAUAUCCGGUUCGGGCGUUGCUGUGGAUAACGCCAAGAUAAAAGCCAUCAUUGAUUGGGAGAGACCCAAAAAUGUGAAAGAAAUACGUAGUUUCCUUGGCCUAGCGGGAUACUAUCGUAAGUUCGUAGAGAAAUUUUCCGUGUUGGCAUCUCCAUUGACGAAGCUCACAAAGAAGGGGGCUAAGUUUAUAUGGGAUGACAAAUGUGAGAGAGGGUUUCUUGAACUGAAGAAACGACUCACCGAGGCACCAGUUCUUACUCUACCCAAGCAGGGGAUAGGGUACGAUAUCUAUAGCGAUGCUAGCAUCCAAGGACUUGGGUGUGUGUUGAUGCAAAGGGGUAAGGUGAUUGCCUACGCUUCAAGGCAAUUGAGGAAACAUGAAGUGAACUACCCUACUCACGAUCUAGAGUUGGGGGCGGUGGUGUUUGCACUGAAAAUUUGGAGGCAUUAUCUCUAUGGGGAGACAUGUCACAUUUAUACCGAUCACAAGAGCUUAAAAUAUGUAUUCACUAAGAAAGAGUUGAAUAUGAGACAGAGGAGAUGGAUGGAGUUGAUCAAGGACUACGACUUGAUCAUCGAGUACCAUCCCGGAAAGGCCAAUGUAGUGGCCGAUGCACUGAGCAGGAAGAGUACGUCAGGGACGUUACUCACAUGUCUACAGGCAUUGAGGGCACGCGUAGAGGUGUCCGCGUGUGGGACCCUCAUUGCUAGAUUCGAGGUUAGGCCUACGUUGCUGAGUGAGAUCAGUAGAUGUCAGGCCGCUGAUGAGGAAUGUCAGAGGAUCCGUGAACGGAUCCUUGAGGGACCCGUUGAGAACUUUCGUAUACGUGAUGAUGGUCUGUUGUUAUUUAAGGAUCGUGUUUGCAUACCAAAGGAUGAAGAGCUCCAAAGGUCCAUACUAGAGGAGGCUCAUUCUUCGGCCUAUGCCAUGCAUCCAGGGGGUACUAAGAUGUACCGGGACUUGAAAGAAAGUUAUUGGUGGUCAGGUAUGAAGAGGGACAUCGCAGAAUACGUGAGCCGAUGCCUUACUUGCCAACAAGUUAAGGCGGAGCAUCAGCACCCAGCGGGGCUUUUGCAGCCACUUACCAUUCCAGAAUGGAAGUGGGAACAUGUGACCAUGGACUUCGUGGUAGGGCUACCACGGACGGUGAACAACUAUGACGCGGUUUGGGUAGUGGUUGAUAGGCUCACCAAGAGCGCACACUUCUUACCUAUCAACAUUACUUAUCCUCUUGAAAGGUUGGCCAAGUUAUAUGUGGAGGAGGUUGUGAGAUUGCAUGGAGUCCCGAUAUCCAUUGUCUCGGAUAGGGAUCCACGAUUCACAUCCAGGUUUUGGCCAAAGUUUCAAGCAUCUUUGGGUACUAAACUGAAGUUUAGCACAGCCUUUCACCCACAGACAGAUGGACAAUCUGAGCGGGUGAUACAGAUUUUGGAAGACAUGCUUAGGGCAUGUGCCUUGGAGUUCCAAGGGAGUUGGGACAAACACCUAGCUUUAGUGGAGUUUGCCUAUAACAACAGUUAUCAGGCAAGUAUUGGCAUGCCUCCGUACGAGGCACUGUACGGGAGGAAGUGUAGGACACCAUUGUGUUGGGACGAGGUUGGUGAGGCCAAGCUCGAGGGAAUAGAACUUGUUGAGAUCACCAAGGCUAAGGUGAAAAUCAUUCGUGACAGACUUAAGGCUGCCCAAGAUCGGCAGAAGAGCUAUGCAGACAAACGGCGAAGGCCGUUAGAGUUUGAGGUCGGGGAUGAAGUUUUUCUAAGAAUUUCUCCUUGGAAAGGUAUCAUCCGAUUCGUAUCAAGGGGUAAGCUUAACCCCCGAUACAUUGGUCCGUUUGAAAUCCUGGAGAGGAUUGGGGCCGUAGCUUAUCGUCUCAAGUUAACACCGGAACUUGAGAAAAUUCAUGAUGUGUUUCAUGUAUCGAUGCUCAAGAAGUAUGUGCGGGACCCGUCACAUAUUCUUGAGAAGCCACCGGUGGAGAUCCGAGAGGACUUGCAAUACGCAGUAGAACCGGUAAAGAUAGUGGGCCAACAGGUAAAGCAGCUUAGGAACAAGGAGAUUCCUAUGGUAAAGGUGCUUUGGAGGAGUGAUCGAGUCGAAGAAGAAACCUGGGAGACCGAGGUCUCAAUGAGGGAGCAAUACCCGUUUCUUUUCGAUUAGACACGUGGAUUUCGGGGACGAAAUCCCAAAUAAGGGGGGGUGAACUUGUAACACCGUCCCCAAAUAUAUUUACCGUUAUGUAAAUUAUGUAUUGAAUAUGGUGUAUUGAGUAAUGAAUUUACGAGGUUGUAAAUUUUUGUUAUUUCUUUUGCGUGAAUAGUAAAUUCCACGUGGGGCCCACACUCGGAGCGGGGGUAACCCGAUAACGCGAGACCACAUGUUAUAUUCAUCUUGGUCUAGAUAAUAGUUACAUGGUGGUGGACAUUCAUAAUGGGCCAUGAUAAAGGCAUUGGGUUGACCGGUUUGGCAAAUAGGGCCCAAUUACCGGUAUUGGUAAUUCAACAUAUAACAGCCCGAAAUGAAUUUCGGGGGCUUAUAAAUUAAAGUUGGGGAAUGUAUAUUCAUUAUGAGGGUCAUAAUGAUUGAAAACACAUAUUAUAUUUUAUUUGACCAGAUAAAAUAAAAUAUAGUUAAACUAGUCCGAGAAAUACAACUUUCGGGGCCGAAUGUACACGUCGGGACAACAUGGGAUGACCUCCCACAUGAGUGGGGGCCACCCCACGUUUUUAUGGGCUAUUGAGACAAGGGAGGGCUGCUCAAUGUCAUAGGGAGGUGGCUGGAUGAUUUAAUUGGCAUCAAACAAGUGUGGACCUCACUCCCACACUUAUUUGCUAAGUAAGACAAGGAGGAAGGUCUCCUCACUCCCACCCCUAUCACUCAGCUCGACCCAGCCCCCAAAGAGAGAGAGGAAGAGCUCUGAAAAUCCUCCAUCUCCAUAGCCAAGAAAGCUCAAACAAGCAAGGAGCUCAAGGGAGAAGAUUAUAGGAGGAGAGAGCUAGGAAGAAGUGUGAAAAUUAAGGCACUUGUAAAGGGUGAUUUAAGAACUUUCACGAAGUUGAAAGAGUCGCCGGAGUUGUCACCGGAGUUCAUCAAAGUUCGCUGGAGUUCCAUCGGAGUUCAACCGGGAAGGGUAGAACUUCACAACGCUCAUUCGAGGUUGAAGCUAAGGCUAGCUAUCCAUACUUUGCUUGGUGAAGUAUUCCAAAGGAAGACGUGGUUCGUGCUUCCUUUACUGUUUUAAACUACAAACUUGCUCAUGGAUAUUUUGUAAUAAAUACAUUUGUUUUGGGCCUGCGUGCCUACGUUUUGGCCAAGUGUGGCCCACGAUUGAAUAUUGAAUAUUUCCGCUAUUCGUUCAACCCUAUUAUGUGAUGUUGUUAUGUAUGUUUACUUACUG